This is a messenger RNA of Acanthaster planci (crown-of-thorns starfish), 3869 nucleotides long. It is a transcript of the gene pcca, whose product is annotated as propionyl-CoA carboxylase subunit alpha. Lineage: Eukaryota; Metazoa; Echinodermata; Asteroidea; Valvatida; Acanthasteridae. Gene Ontology annotation, molecular function: propionyl-CoA carboxylase activity; metal ion binding; ATP binding. The record is from RefSeq and is a predicted model, not a curated record. Gene Ontology annotation, cellular component: mitochondrion.
UACGUACGUACGUGUGUGCGGCCGGCUAUCUUGAUUAUGCACUGAACACACGAACGAAAUGGCAACUGUGUUGAGAUUUUCUCGUAUUUUGCAGCAUUUACGGGGCAUCGAUUGCUCCAAGAGCAAAGCUGCAAGAGCCGGCAAACUUCUGCACAGACAUGCUCCGUGUGCUACUCUCUGGAGAAACCAUUCCAUCUACACAACCACCAAAAUAAACCCAGAUGAGCCAACUUUCGACAAAAUCCUGAUUGCCAACCGGGGUGAGAUUGCCUGCCGCGUCAUGCACACGUGUCGAUUGAUGGGGAUCAAGACGGUUGCUAUCUACAGCGAGGCUGAUGCCAGUGCGUUGCAUGUUAAGAUGGCAGAUGAAUCGAGAUGUGUCGGCCCGGCAGCGUCUCGAGAGAGCUACCUCAAUGUUGACCGCAUCAUGGAGGUUAUACGAGAAACCGGUGCCCAGGCUGUUCACCCGGGCUAUGGCUUUCUCUCAGAGAACAAAGACUUUGCCAGGAGGCUGACCAACGAGGGAAUCAUCUUCAUCGGUCCAGGCACGGAUGCCAUCCAUGCCAUGGGCGACAAGAUCGAGAGCAAGAUCUUGGCCAAGGAGGCUGGGGUGCACACCAUCCCGGGCUUUGAUGGGGUCAUCAAAGAUGAGACAGAGGCAGUCAAGAAGGCCAAUGAGAUAGGGUAUCCAGUGAUGCUGAAGGCGUCAGCUGGCGGUGGGGGCAAAGGAAUGAGAAUAGCUUGGAACGACGACGAAGCAAGGGAAGGAUUUCGUCUGUCGUCUCAGGAGGCUGCGUCCAGCUUUGGCGACGAUCGUCUCUUGAUAGAGCGAUUCAUUGACAACCCACGACAUAUUGAAAUGCAAAUUUUAGCUGAUAGCCAUGGCAAUGCAAUCUAUCUGAACGAGAGAGAAUGUUCCAUACAGCGACGAAAUCAGAAGGUGAUCGAGGAAGCGCCAAGCGUGUUUUUAGACGAAGAAACUAGGAAGAGAAUGGGCAACCAGGCCGUCCAGCUGGCCAGAGCUGUCAACUACAUCACCGCCGGGACAGUUGAGUUUCUCGUUGACUCGCAGAGGAAUUUUUACUUCCUGGAGAUGAAUACCAGGUUACAGGUUGAGCAUCCAAUCACGGAAUGUAUCACUGGGGUGGACAUUGUGCAAGAGAUGAUCCGAGUGGCUAAGGGAUACCCACUCCAGCUCAGGCAGGCAGAUGUGCCCAUCAAUGGCUGGGCAGUGGAGUGCAGGGUCUAUGCUGAGGAUCCAUACAAGGCUUUCGGCAUGCCGUCCAUCGGUCACUUGUACAGGUAUCAGGAGCCUAAAAAUAUCCCCAAUGUUCGUGUGGACACCGGAAUCCAAGAGGGUAGUGAAAUCAGCAUUCACUAUGACCCCAUGAUAUCCAAGCUCGUCACGUACGGAAAGGACAGGCAAGAAGCCUUGGAUCUGAUGUCCAGAGCGUUGGAUCAUUACAUCAUAAGGGGGGUAACUCACAACAUUUCCCUCCUACAAGACGUCAUUGCCCAUCCCCGGUUCAUCUCAGGAGACAUCAACACCAAAUUUCUGCCGACAGAGUAUCCAGAAGGCUUCAAAGGCCUUCAACUCAACAAGGACAAUGAGGCUAUGCUAGCGGCUGUCGCCAGCUGCGUGUUCGUCAAAGACUUGUGGAGGGCCCAAGAAUUUCUCAACCAAACUAGGAUUCUGCCAAUACCCACCAAAGAGAAGGAAUGGUCGUUGUCUGUGACAGUUGCCGGGAGCAAACACGACGUCACAGUCAGCAAAACGGACUCAGGAUUCAAGGUUUCUGUGGGAGGGUCAGACAUCACCAUCGAUGGCGAGUGGAAUAUGGCUCAGGAUAUCAUCACACCAACCAUCAAUGGUUCCCCAUGUGAUCUGCAGGUGAUAUCUCAUAAUGCAACAGGAGCCAUUCAGUUACAAUUCAAAGGCACAGUGUUUCCCAUGUCUGUAUUGAGGAAGGAAGUAGCCGAGCUGCAGGCAUUAAUGCCAGAGAAGGUCAAACCAGAUCAGAGCAAGGAGGUAGCGUCGCCUAUGGCAGGAAAGGUACACGCCAUCGAUGUUGAAGUCGGGCAGAAAGUCUACGAGGGCCAGGAGGUGUGUGUGGUGGAGGCCAUGAAAAUGCACAACAGCCUCUCGGCAGCUGCCACCGGGAAAGUCAAAGCCAUCCACUGCGCUGUGGGGGACAACAUCGCCGAAGAUGACGUCCUCAUCGAGUUGGAAUAAAGCUGAAUGGGUGUGGAAAUGGAAGAUUUUUGAGACGCUCGGUGGUGGCAAACAAAGCAGUUCAACGCUUGAGCUGCAGUGCAGGUGCUGAAACUGAUGCCAAUAGAAGUGAACAGAUCUCAUAGGACCAGUAUGUUUGCCACCAUCAAGUGUCUCAAAAACCUCCUGUUAAAUUAAAUACAGACACGCGAUCACUGAAACUGUACCACACUAUUGGUGGCAGUUAUUUAAUGUCAACGACCUGUGUGCUUAAUAUUCCCUUAAAUGGAUAUUUUUUGAGAAACUUGAGGGGUAUGGAAGUGUCACAUGAACGUUUCACUGUAUCUUGUAUAGUCUUGUAUGCCGCCCUCUGUUGAAAAAAGUCUUGGUUUUGCUACACUGCCUUAAUUCUUUUUGCAUGGUUCAGAAUGGCAGAGAAAAGAGUCAGGGAACCCAACAAGAAAGUACACCAGUUGUAUGGAACUUUUCUACCCUGUCCAAUCUACUUUAUCUACCAGUGUGUUGGGCUGAUUGCAGUAAUAUAGUAUUACGCCCUCUUGUGGGUAUGCACGAAACUGAUGAAAACUCACACAGUAUGACAUGUUUGAUUCUUGUAUCUCCAAUCAUAUACUUUGAUUUCUGUGGUGUCGUUUAGACAGGGUAACUUACAAGCAUUCUUCCACUCUUCCGAAUACGAAUUUUGUGGACCUGCACAGCAGAGAGUAUAACUCGACCAAAUUUCUUUCAUAAUUAUACAAUCAAAAUUGAGUUGACAUUACAGAACAGCUGGGCCCUUGGGCCAUUCUGACAAGUCAUGUGGCAUUCAAUUGCAAUAUUCUGAAUGUCAAAAGAGGAACAUUUUUAGAGAAAUCCAACCCGUCAGAAAAAAAACGCUGGUAAAAGUCAAACUAUCUGUAAUUCAUGCGCUUCUUGCUGUGUUUUUGUCUUAAAAAGACGUUACUUGUAUUAUUCUAGGUGAAAAUUUCAAUCGAUGGUAACCUCUCUGGUUCUUGAGUUUUACUUUUUCUGUCUGAGAAAUGGAUUUUGAUGUCUUUCUAAGAUUGAACCUUCGCGAUUGAAUUCAUACCAAAUAGCAAAUUCUGUGGUAUCCCUAACCUUCAAGUUCUAAAUGUGAAUCACGAAGAAUCCUGUUCGGUUUAGCUGUCCGUUUUUUCCUGGUCAAAAUCCUAAAAUCAUUGUAAAGAUAAAACUACUUUGUUUUUCUUCCAAAGAAAAAUCAAAGAACAGAGAAUUAUAGUUGCUGAAUGAAAUGUCACGCCACGUGGUUUUUCUAGUGUGGUCAGAAUUAUCCUCAAAAGGGCUACAUCCAUUUAUAAGAAAUAAAGGUUGGAGAAAAAACCAAAAAAAUCACGUUGAAAUCACAUUUAUUAUAAAGAGGUGUCCACUGGAUGGAUUUUAUACUGUUUGACAAUCCAUUAAUUAUCUUCUUGGAAUGUACUUAAAACUUCUUUAUUUUUCAGUACAUCUAUACAUGUCACAAAUGCUUGUACAUCGAUAGCAAGAAUAUUAGUACUCGGACAUAAUGUGAAGACGUUACUUCAAGUUUCCGUCACUGAAACCAACAACAUGGCUACUGUGAAGGACAGAACAUACUUGGCAAUAACACUUCAAGAUUUCUAAGUACAUGUCAGACAGA